Messenger RNA from Penicillium salamii, 2214 nucleotides. NCBI's taxonomy places the organism in Eukaryota, Fungi, Ascomycota, Eurotiomycetes, Eurotiales, Aspergillaceae. The record is from the annotation of a GenBank genome assembly.
AUGGAAAAUUUCACGGUUAUCAUUAUCGGCGGCAGCGUAGCUGGGCUGACCCUUGCCAACAUUCUCGAGAGAUAUGGCAUCGAAUACAUACUUCUCGAGAAAUACAAAAUGAUUGCUCCCCAGCUGGGAGCUAGCAUUGAAAUCUUGCCUUACGGCUCUCAGGUUCUAGACCAACUCGGCCUUCACGAACAGAUCUCAUCUCUGAGCGAACGAGUUGAGACAAUGCAAACAUUUGGCCCAGACGGGGAGUGUGUCAGCACUGAGGAUGCAUUCGGUCAGCUAUUAGCCGAUCUAACGGGGUACAAGUUCAGUUUUCUGGAUCGUCGUGAACUUAUCCAAGCACUUUAUGGCAACCUCAGAGACAAGUCGAAGGUUCAUGUAUCAAAAGAGAUUUUGAAAAUUGAAACGCUCGACGGGGGAGUGCAAAUCACGACAGCAGACGGUGCAAGCUUUACAGGAGACAUACUUGUUGGCGCCGAUGGCGUCCACAGCCAGACCAGAGCGGAGAUGUGGAGAAUUGCUGAUGCGGAGGACCCUGAUUACGGAACCAAACGAUUAGCUGAAUCAAUUACCUGCACGUACAGAUGUAUGUUCGGCAUCGCUGAGUGUCCGGAAAGCAUGCCCAAAGACACGGGGUUCAAAUCCUAUCACAAGUACCUGUGCCAGGCAGGCCGUGAAGGCAAAUUAUAUUUUUUCGCCUUCAUAAAAAACGAAAAUCAAACAGUGAACCACUCCAUACCCCGUUACACCAUUGAGGAUGAACAAGCUGUGGUUGGUGAAUACGGGGCGGAUAUCUUACGUCCGGGACUCACAUUCGGCGACAUAUACAAUCAGCGUCGACAUGCAGUUCUAGUUCCAUUGCAAGAAUAUGUGCUGGAAAAAUGCUUUUACAAAAGGGCAAUUUUGAUAGGUGAUUCAUUUCACAAGUUCAACCCUCUCACUGGACAAGGUGGAAAUUCAGCGAUCGAGGACGCAGCUUUGCUGGGGGACAUAUUGAGAGAGGCACUAGAGACCGACAGCCACCCCGACAUCUCCAUGAUCCUCGCAGGGUACGCCAAUUUCCAGGAACAACGUCGACCCAGAACAGAUUCGCUGCGAGACGGAGCCAGUUCACGGCAGGCGCUUGAAGCCCUUGAAAAUCCGUUCCUCGAGUUUAUGGCUCUCAAUAUCAUGGGGAAAAUGUCCAUCGAUAAACUGGCUCCAAUAUUCGCGGAGAUGUGCUCGCCGGGUCAUUUUUUGAAGCAUCUGCCUGCGCCAUCCCAUCGAGGUGUUGUCACCCCCGAGCAGGACAUAAUCGCUAAACCGAGCCAGCGGUCAUUGCAUGCAACCGCAUUUUGGAGCUUUGGCAUGGCCGCAAUGAUAUGCUUAGCAGCACUUGCGGCUGUAUACACGAGUGCCGGAAAUAGAAUGGAUGUCUUCAGCGACAAAUUCCAGGUUUACAAUGCCAUGUCCACAAUCUCUGUGACUGCGCUAUGGACGGUGGAAUCAUACAGACCUGGUUUCUUCUUUGGCCCAAUGUACAGUGCUGUUGUCUAUAUCCUCGCCUCCACCAUAUUGGGGUGGAACCUUGUUCUACCCUUUUAUUUCAUUUUGUACAUCUACUCAAGCCGCUCACGAUCAUUCUACUACCCCAAUCCCAGAGCCAUCGACAUCCGAGCUGCUGAAGUCAUUCCCACAUGCCUCUUGAUCGCCUUCAUUCCGUCAAUGCUAGUAGCUCUGGUGUCUUCUCCCAAGCUAUUGUUUGAUACGCGCUGGGUGCUACUCGCAAGCCAUCUCGCUCUUCCUAAUAUGGUAUACCUGGGAAAAAAGCGAUCAAAAAGUGACCCGCCGAGAAUCCACAUUCCGGAUUCCUUGUACGGUAAUCGCGACAUGAUUUAUCUUCUCCGAGCUUACAACAUACUCACCCUUGCUUGCGCAACUAUUCAUGUUUUUGGCGUGAGCCAAAUCCUCAUUCAAUUUAGAGCGGAGCUUUUGGCUACAGAAUUCGUGUUUCGAAGCGAAGUCAUGCAGCUCAUAUUAGUUUCCAUUGUCAUCACAAUCUGGUGUUUCUUCACUAUUUGGGACUUACGACGCACAUAUAUCAUACGGACUCCUUUUUCCUCUGAUUUCAUCUAUUACUGUCUGUCGGUUCUAAUCGUCAGACCUACUGCUACUAUGUUCAAUAUAUGGAAGCGGCGCGAGAUUGCACUGGAACGCUCAAGAGGGCGGCGAUGA